Messenger RNA from Pocillopora meandrina, 3385 nucleotides. Lineage: Eukaryota; Metazoa; Cnidaria; Anthozoa; Scleractinia; Pocilloporidae. The record is from the annotation of a GenBank genome assembly.
AAAGGAAAUGCAUCCGAUCCUUGUGUUAUAUUUUGCCUUCAAAGAAGAAGGAAGAGCUAUUGAAAAGAGGAAGAAGUCCUACCAAUGGUAAGAACGUUAAUCUCAUAUUAUCGGCUGAAUGGAAUUUGACGAAAUCUUUGCGUUUCUAACUUAUCGACUCUUUCGGUCCAAAGAAAAAUCAGAAUGUUUUAAAAUAUAACGUCAUUUUGCAAACUUUAGGAUGCUAUCAGAGACAAGUUCCCAACAGUUUAACAAAACUGUGGAAAUGACUUGGUUUGCAAAUCCUUGUGCUGUACGCGUACCUAAAUUGCAAUUGUGUUUUAGGCCAGGCACGCCUAGACACUCGAUUAGUUCUCAGAACCAUGUGGGUGUCCCAAACUCCUCACAAUUAACACAGUAUUUAAACAUUCUUUUCUUCCUGUCCUUCUAUAUUUCUUAGAUAUCCUUAGUAACAAUGAGUUGUAAAUUACUUUCGUUUCGUUUUUCGUUUUCUUAUUGCACUAUAUUCUUUAUAUUGAUAUUUAUAACGCUACUGUAAUAAUUAUAACCUUCUCUAAUACACUGUAAUUGUGUGAGUUUAAAUAAAAUCGAUUUGAUUUGAAUUGAAAUUGAUUUGUGUUUCAACAUUUUAAACACAUUUUCACAUGUUUGACUUUUGCAAUAAUGCGCUAGAAAUAUAGGUUGCUUUUUUACCCAGAGCCGUGAUUAGGUUUGAAUUAUAAUUUCAUGUAAAAAUGGAUCACUUGCUUAUAAUUGUCCAUCAGUGAUAUAUAUAUGUUAUUUGCCGGCUGGGAGGUUCGUAUGGUGAAAAACUGUGACCGAGGUCUUGAAAGGCCGAGGGCAGCAUUUUCAAGACCGAGGUCACAGUUUUUCACCAUACGGACCGACCCUUAGCCGGUAAAUAACAUAUUUAUUGUUUUUAAACUUGAUGAAAUUCUUUCCGAAAGAACCCGAAUGAUUUAGGGCUGUAAAUACGGCAAGAUCUUCCAUAAACUGAACAAUUUUUGAGCGAGUAAAUGGUAGUUAAAAUAGAGGUGAUGUAAAUUAAAGAGAGAUUCCUCAGCGAAACAUUUUCAUUUCCGUAACGAUAAAGGUGAUUUAAAAGGCUUCCAAACAAACUAUGAAACAUUAUUUUUACAAGUAUCUGUCAGAAUCUGACACCUGUCAAUUAGAGAGCACGUAAGAAAAAAAAAAUCAUAAGAACAUUUGAAAAACAACGGAACUAGUUUGGCAAGGACUGUCACGACAAUGUUUUCUUCAAAAUCAGUCAACGAUCUAACGGAAAGUAUUAUUCACUCUCAUCGACGAUUCAUUCAUGUAUGAAGAUUUACUUCUGUUCAUUAAGUAAACGGCGAGGAAAGUAAUUGUGAGUAAAUUCAAUUUUUUUAUUUUGAAGUUGUGAGAGUUUGCUCGUUUGUUUGCUGCAAUGGCGUGUGUAAAUCUGGUCUUUCCUUCACAAAAACUAAAUUCGAACGGCACGCUCCAACGAGACACAAGGGAAUUUAAUGCGGCCUUUUCUCGAAAAAUUCCUUCAGUUUCUGUUGUGUAAUUUACGGUACAAAUGUCCAAAUUGAACGGAAUUGGAAAGACUCACCAGGAGCCUAUAUUUGUUGUAGAACUUAAAUUAAAACUUUGCUCGCUCUUUCACUACUAACAAUUUUCUCGAGAAAAUUCAGAUAUUAAAUUAAUGAAAGUUCCAUCGUUCAGUUUAACUGUAACCAAAUACCUCACGUUUUAACUUUCUGGGUACUUUUUGUGAAUGAUUAAAAUUAAUUGCAGACGGUUUUUAGGCCGCUUGUCAACCAACGUAAUGACACUAUGGUUUAUACAAAUUCAUUCUGAAACCAAUAUUUUUCUGUCAACCAAAGUCAUUUGAGAGAGAGAAAAGAGAGGAUUUAUGAGUUAUUUAUCGGCUUGAGGUAGUGACCGACUUGUUUGCUUUAAAAUACUGCCCAGCCGGAAACGAGGUAUAUUUAUGAAAAAAUGACAACGAAAGUUGGGAUGUACUCGGCGACUCACGAAAGCGUUACCGCGGCCCGUGGGCAGAGAUAGGAAAAUACUGACCGGGUAAAGAACCAAUCAGAUUGCAGGAUUCGUUACCGUGCCCUCUGAAAAAACAAUAAUAAGAGUUAUUUCCCGGAGAUUAGGUCAUAAGCGUUUCAUCUGAUGUUGUUUUACUUACAUCAGACAGAUUUACCUUUAGGCUUGCCAACCAGGUGUUGUUAGGGAAGUGAACCCUUGUCUCUCCUCAUAGGAAGGUUCUGUUUAGGGAAGUUUCCUAAACCAAGCAAAAUACAGAUUGCUUCCUCUCCCUCCCUUCCCAUACUUAUGACCCACUUCAGGUUUUCAUUUUUCACUGGGUAAAUAAAUCAAAACAGGGCAAGGGAGCACAUUUGGUGUAACUGCGUUUUGAUUGAUUGAUUGAUUGAUUGAUUUACUUUGUUUUUGUUUUGUUUUCUUGUUGUUUUGUUUUUUUCCUCAAAGCUGGGUGUCUGGCAGAGCCCCUGAUGGCAGAAUCCAACACUACAUGUUAAAGAUUCGAGACUAGUUAUGUGCAAGGAAAGAUCUAGACAGGAAUAGUGCACUAAAUGACUUUGACUUUGUCAGUGAACAGAGUGAAAAGGGAAGUAAGGAAUUGAGGUUACAAGAUGCUUCAAACCUAUCACUGAGGAAAACUGAGGAGGAAAAGUUUAAAUCAACUCUCUGUUAUAGAAACAUUUAUGAUUCCAUCAAUUUGUCUGAGGGAGGAUACUUGGACUUAAAUGGCAGGAGGAAUUACAGAAAAGCAAAUCAGCAAAAUACUGUUGAAAACAUGAAAAAGCUGUACCACACUUCCUUAUAAACUCACAAUUUAUUUGCUUGAUUUGACAAUUUGCUACUAUGCUUCAGUUGACUCCCACUCACAAUUCUUGGCCUAUUACAAGGAAACACACUCAACAUCCUGUUGUAAGCAGGUGGAACAGUGCCUUAUAUGGGAUGACAAAACAUGUGCCACAUACAUGUUUGCUUAGUUAUGUAUGAAUAAACAAAAUCCCAUAUAAAUGUCAAUCAAAUUGAGAAUAAUUAACUUAUUGUACAGUUUCCAACAAUACAGGGUCUUUUCUUGGAUAUAUUUGGUAAUGUCAUCAUUGGAACCUGCAGUCUGUAUCAUUCACUCUUAGAAUAUCACUCAGUUAUUGUGCUGUAUCUCAAAAUUAACAAGAACACUUACCUAUUACAUUUAAUUGAACAAUAGAGACUAUUUCCAUUUCUCCACUAAUGUAUUUCCACAAAAAUUGUUGAAGGGGUGUAUGGAGCAAUUUCCACUUGAUCUCUGAUGGAUUGUUAGGUUGUCCUUUCAAAUUGUCUUUGAUUCAACUUUAAGACAGAGGGAGAGGUACCUGUU